AUGGACUCCUUGCUUAACCAACCUGUUGUCAUUGACAAUGGUUCUGGGUCUAUAAAAGCUGGUUUUGCCGGUGAAGAACAGCCAAAGCAUACAGCUCAAUCGGUCAUUGGGUGGCCAAAGUACUCGAAAGUUAUGGCUGGUGCUCUAGAAGGUGACACGUUCAUUGGGAACUCUGCAGAGGCACACAGAGGGCUGCUGAGGCUGCAAUACCCCAUGAGACACGGUGUUGUAACACAUUGGGACGAUAUGGAGAAGAUCUGGCAUAGUGUGUUGACCCAGGAGCUGAAGAUAGUGACAAGUGACCAUCCUGUGUUAUUAACUGAGGCUCCCUUGAACCCCAAGAGCAAUCGAGAUCGUUGUUGUGAGAUCUUCUUUGAAACGUUUAACACACCGGCGCUGUACCUCUCAAUACAGGCAAUACUAGCGCUUUAUGCAUCUGGACGAACCACUGGGGUUGUCUUGGAUAGUGGUGAUGGAGUCACCCAUGUUGUCCCUGUGUACGAUGGCUUCAGUCUUCCAGGUUCUAUAAAGCGAAUGGAUAUUGCCGGGAGAGAUAUCACUGACCAAUUACAACUCUUGAUGCAGAAGAAUGGAGUAUGGUUACAGACAAGUGCUGAAAGGGAAAUCGUCAGAGAAAUAAAGGAGAAGUUCUGUUACGUGUCAAAGGACCCUAAAGCUGAUGAAAAUGACUGGCUUAUGAGGGCGCUUUCGAAGCCAGUGCAAACAGGAGAUGAAGAGGAGUCUACCACUAUGUAUAAAUUACCAGAUGGACAGGUUAUCACUCUUGGCGCAGAGAGGUUUAGAUCACCAGAGAUCUUAUUCCGGCCUGACAUUGUUGGAUCUGAGUGUCCGGGCAUUCAUGAGUUGUUGUUUGAAUCUAUUCAAAAAGUUGACAUUGAUCUUCGAAACGUGUUGUACCAGAGCGUCGUGUUGAGUGGGGGCACCACAAUGACUCGAGGAUUUGGUGAUCGUCUGAUAAAUGAGAUGAAGUUGCUAACUACAAAGGGAACAAAGAUAAAGAUCCUGGCUCCUAGUGAGAGGAAGUUCAGCACAUGGAUUGGUGGAUCUAUUCUUUCAGGGCUAAGUACCUUUAAAAAGAUGUGGGUUUCUAAACAAGAAUGGGAGGAGAAUCCUGACAUUGUACAUACCAAAUGUCUAUAAGUUAAUUGAGAUGAAAAGGCUGUUC
Molecule: messenger RNA, 1186 nt
Organism: Williopsis jadinii
Lineage: Eukaryota; Fungi; Ascomycota; Saccharomycetes; Phaffomycetales; Wickerhamomycetaceae
Product: alpha-centractin
Exons: 3
Coding region: 1-1161 (386 amino acids)
Source: RefSeq, a predicted model, not a curated record